AUGAUGCCCUCCCCAACCACCCUAGCCAUCCUGGCCCUGCUCAUAUUGCCAGGUACUGGCAAGUCAUCUCUUUUCACAUCCCCCCCAUCAUCCCCGUUAAUCGCCAUCUGCCCCGCUCACACCCUCUCCAUCUGCCACAACCCUCACCACCGCAUCCUCCGCGAAAUCCUCCACGAACUCAAAGCCGCUGCCCGACCCAGCACGCUCGCGUCCCGGCAGGACCAGCAGCAGCUGCCUCCGCCGACACCACCCGAGGUCGCGAAUCUGUCGUUCCCAUCGUCCUACGUCCCGAUCUUGGGCCCGUGCCCCGCGAAUGGGUCCGCGGCGCUUAUUAGAACGGGAGCUGAUGUGGGCGGGCUGGCGCCGGAGGAGGCGGAUUGGGUUGCGGGGAGGGAUCGGGUUGUGCCCAGCGCGUGGGAGGCGUAUUUGGAAAGUGCCGGGUUGGACAAGAUGACGCUGCCUGCUGGCGGGAGGUGGCCGAGAGUCGCCAUUGCUGCCAGUGGGGGCGGUUACAGAGCGAUGAUGAGCGGCGCCUCCAUCCUCGCCACCUUCGACGCCCGCGUCCCCUCCACCCCACACGGCGGCAUCCUCCAGCUCGCGACCUACAUCUCCGGCCUCUCUGGCGGCUCCUGGCUCCUCGGCACGCUCUACACAAACGGCUUCCCACCCCUCACCCUCCCCACCUUCUACGCCAAUUGGAACCCCUCCGCGUCCCCCCUCGAACCCGCGGGCCAGGGCAUCAGCAACGUCCCGGGCAAUGUGGACGCGUGGGCGGACUAUGUGGAGGAUGUGAAGAUGAAGCGCGAUGCGGGGUUUGAAGUCAGCAUCACGGAUCUGUGGGCGAGGCUGUUGGCGGAGUAUCUGCCGCCGAAUGUGGGGGCGAGUUCGGGCGGGAAGAAAGGGUAUACCCCACGGUGGAGCCAGGUGGCGAGGAUUCCGGCAUUGAUGAAUGCGAGUGUGCCGUUGCCGAUUGUGGCGACUGUGCAGAGGACCGAGGGCGAGGAGAGGGUUACUGUUAUGGCGAAUGUUUGGGAGAGUACACCGUUCGAGACGGGAUCGUCCAAUGUCCCUGUGAACUCGUACAUCAAGACUCGCUACUUGGGGACGUUCCUCGACAGUGGCGUCGCUACGCAGCCUCCUCCUCCCCACGGCGGUGCGAGAAGCCCAAGCACCCAACCCUGCGUCCUCAACUUCGACCAAACCUCCUACAUCAUCGGCACCUCCUCCUCCCUCUUCAACCUCGCCAUCGACUCCCUCAUCACCUCCCACUCCCUCCUCUCCCCGCUCGCCACCCUCAUCGCCACCACCGGCCGCGACACCGCCCUGAUCCCCAACCCCUUCCACAACCUCACCACCGUCAACGCCUCGAUCGCGGAUCCGUACACGGUGGAACUCGUCGACGGCGGCGAAGCAGGUCAGAACGUGCCCCUCUGGCCGCUCCUCCAGGCGUCACGAGCAAACGACGUGAUCCUCGCCGUGGACUCCAGCAACGACGUCGCGGGGUACCCCAACGGCACGUCGCUGGUCAUCGCCGCGCAGUACGCCGCCUGGAAGGGCCUCGCGCACCGCUUCCCGCCCGUGCCCUUCACCCCCGAGGCCGUCGUCGCGCAGCGCAUCCACCAGAAAGUCACCGCGUUCGGGUGCGCCGGCCUCGCCCGCAACACCGGCGGCGGCCCCGCGGGGUACAACGGCCCGAUGGUCGUGUACAUCCCGAACAGGUUCGCGACGGCCCCGACGAACGACUCGACGUUCAAGAUGGAGUAUACGUUUGAGGAGGUCCGCGGGUAUUUCGCGAACGGGGCCGCGGCCAUGGCGGAUCGGAGCAACGGCGGGUGGGUGAAGGAGGCUAAUGCGACGGAUGCCAGGACCUGCGUCGCCUGCAUCCUGACCGCGCCACUAUACCGCAACGGGAGCAUCCCGACACCGGCCGUGUGCGUGCAGUGCUUGAGGGAUUGGUGCUGGGACGGGAGUAUGGUGGGUGAGGUCGGAGGGGUGGGCACGCCGGUGACGAGGAACUAUAAUGGGCAGGGCCCGGCGCCGGUGAUUCCGGUGGAUUCGGCAAGCCCGAGUGCGGGAAGUAGGGGGAAGGUGGUGAGGGGGUGGGGGGUAGGGGUGGGGGUUGUGUUGGGGUUGGUUUAUGGGUUUGCUGGAUAG
Molecule: messenger RNA, 2154 nt
Organism: Fimicolochytrium jonesii
Lineage: Eukaryota; Fungi; Chytridiomycota; Chytridiomycetes; Spizellomycetales; Powellomycetaceae
Product: lysophospholipase catalytic domain-containing protein
Exons: 4
Coding region: 1-2154 (717 amino acids)
Biological process (GO): glycerophospholipid catabolic process
Cellular component (GO): cytosol
Molecular function (GO): A2-type glycerophospholipase activity
Source: RefSeq, a predicted model, not a curated record